Molecule: messenger RNA, 516 nt
Organism: Symbiodinium sp. CCMP2592
Lineage: Eukaryota; Dinophyceae; Suessiales; Symbiodiniaceae
Source: the annotation of a GenBank genome assembly
AUGUCACACCAGUUAGCAAUGAUCCCACAACCCCAAAGUGUUCUAAGGAAAGACAAGUACGAGAAGAAGCUCCUAUGGUACUAUUGCGACGUUGCCUACGAAGGAGCCCAGGCUACCAAGGAUGAGGAAGAGCUUGUUCGUGAUACGACGAUAUGUGAUGGUGCCCCCGUCACUGAUGUGCCGUUCGGUUUGGGCUCGGCCUUGCCGAACCUGGACUCUGAAGAGGAAGAUGACGACGAUGAUGAAGAUGACGAGGAUGAUGAAGAGGAGGACGAAGAGCCAGAAGAGCCCAAGAAAAAGUUGGCCCGAAAGAAAAGCAAGGAGUCGCAACAUCAGGAGGAUCCCGACGAGGCUACUUGCUGUCCGCAAAUAGCUUUCAAUGUGAAAGCCGCGAACCUGCAAAAGCAGAUCGAUGAGCUCGGCAGCAAGCACGACGAACUCGCGGAUAUGAAGUCUGCUUAUGAUUGUGAAGAGAAGAUUGAUUUCUCGAUGCCCGACAGCAAGAAACCUCGCUAA